CAAGAUUGCGAGCCGCGAGGGUUUCGCUGAGCGUGCUGGGGUUGUUCGCAAAUGGAAUAGUGGGUAUGAAAGGUGUAAUUUCCACCAGGGCUGAUUUCAUCUGGUUGAACAAGCUGGACUGAGCCAGCACCAAGAGGUUGUGCAGCCAUCUUGUGGCCUGGAGCGCUCGCCCCUCCUGAAGCUGCACCGCUUCUGACCAGCUGUGUCCAGCCAGUGGCGCUGCAGGUCCCAGUGCGCAUGUGUGAGCCCUGCUGACGCCAAUGCCGCCGGGAGCGAUGGGUGCGCCGGUCCUGCUGCUGCUGGCGGCGCUGGCGACGGGCCGUGCCGCCGCCUUCUACGUGCCCGGCGUGGCUCCGGUCGAGUUCGAGGAGGGCGCGCCGAUCAAGGUGCAGGCCAUCAAGAUGACGAGUACGCACACCCAGCUGCCAUAUGACUACUACAGCCUGCCUCUUUGCCGGCCCAAGAACGGCACGCUCGUCUACAAGUCGGAGAACCUUGGCGAAGUAUUGCGCGGAGACCGGAUCGUGAACACGCCUUACGAGGUGCAGGUGAAGAAGAACGUCGAGUGCAGGGUGCUCUGCAACUCCGUCCAGAGCCCGAUGACGUGGACGCCCGAAGAUACGAACGAGGUUAUCGGCAGGAUACGACACGAGUAUUCAGUUCACCUCUUGGUGGAUAACCUACCGUGCGCCACGCGCUUCGAGAACGUCGACUCGAAGGAGGAGCAGCUGGACCGGGGCUACCGGCUGGGUCGCGUUACUGAGAACGACGUGCUGAUCCACAACCACCUGCGUCUGGUGCUGUACUACCACACCGAGGACAACCUGAGCUUCCGCGUGGUGCGGUUCGAGGUGGAGGCGCGCUCGGUCGACCUCUCGCAGGUCGAGGACGGGCCCGGCGGCUGCACCUUCGGCAAGGAGCGCAAGGAGAUGAGGCUCGUCAAAGACACGGAAACGCGGCUGGUCUUCACGUACAGCGUGGAGUGGCGGAGCUCGCAGGUGCGCUGGGCCUCGCGCUGGGACAUCUACCUGGCCAUGUCCGACGUGCAGAUCCACUGGUUCAGCAUCGUCAACUCGGUGGUCGUCGUGCUCUUCCUCUCGGGCAUCCUGACGAUGAUCAUCAUCCGCACGCUGCGGCGCGACAUCGCCAAGUACAAUCAGGACGACAGUCUGGAGGAGGCCAUGGAGGAGACGGGCUGGAAGCUGGUGCACGGGGACGUGUUCCGGCCGCCGCAGCGCGCCAAGCUCUUCUGCGCGCUGGUCGGCAGCGGCGUCCAGAUCUAUCUGAUGGCGCUGGUCACCAUCUUUUUCGCCACGCUGGGCAUGCUGUCGCCAUCCUCGCGCGGCUCGCUCAUGACGGCCGCCAUCACCCUCUACAACUUCAUGGGCGUUCUGGGCGGCUACUUCUCCGGCAGACUGUACAAGACGAUGAAGGGCAAGAUGUGGAAGUCGACCGCACUGUGGACGGGCGUGCUCUACCCGCUGGUAGUGUCAUCUAUCGUCGUGUUCCUCAACUUCUUCGUGUGGGGCAAGCACUCGUCGGGCGCUAUCCCGUUCACGUCCAUGCUUUCCGUGCUGGCCAUGUGGUUCGGCAUCUCCGUGCCGCUCGUCCUGCUCGGAUCGUACGUGGGCUUCCGGAAGCCGCCGUACGAGCAUCCGGUGCGGACGAACCAGAUUCCGCGCCAAGUGCCCGAGCAGGCCUGGUACCUGCACCCGCUCUUCUGUUCGCUGCUGGCUGGAGUGCUGCCGUUCGGAGCCAUGUUCAUCGAGCUGUUCUUCAUCUUCUCGGCCAUCUGGGAGAACCAGUUCUACUACAUGUUCGGGUUCCUCUUCCUGGUCUACAUCAUACUCACCAUCAGCUGCAGCCAGAUCAGCAUUGUGCUGGCUUACUUCCAGCUCUGUGGCGAGGACUACCACUGGUGGUGGCGUAGCUUCGUCGUGUCUGGCGGAUCUGCCAUCUACGUUGGAGCAUAUUCCAUCUUCUACUUCUUCACAAAGCUUGAGAUCGACGAGUUCGUCCCGACGUUGCUUUACUUCGGCUACACGGCCAUCAUCGUGACCACCUUCUGGCUGCUGACGGGCACCAUUGGCUUCUGGGCCGCCUACACCUUCAUCAAGAAGAUCUACGGCGCGGUGAAGAUCGACUAGCUGCCGCGUCAGUGUGUCGCCGUCGCCGGAGGAGCGACGUCCAGAGCCGGCCGCGGCGGGCUACGCCCGGCCUCGGGCGGUCCGGCGCUGUGUGGUCCCAGAGACGCGCUAGGGACGGCGGGCGGGGCGCGCCGGCGCCGGCUGGAGAGCUGCACGGCCUGAUGCGAUCAGCAGCGUGACAACGGUGAUAGGGGGCGAGUGACGCCCUGUUCUGAACCGACUGAAAUCGUGUGGAGUGGUGACCAAGGGAGGCGUCGGAGGUGGGCAUUGCUGUGCUGUCGACCUCGGCGGUAGCUAAAUUCGGCGGCGCGUCUCGUAGACCGGGCUUGGCCGCGUGUCACGUGCUGGUGUAUGGUUGUUACUGAUUAUGUUAUCAUCGUGCGAUGUUUCUGGUGUGAGGGGAGCGUGGGUGUGGUGUGCGCCACAGGCUCCGUGGGCUUCGCAAACCAAAUAGCAAAUUCCACUACGCUGUUCUGCUAUGCUGGUCCAUACUCGAUCGAGUAUUUGUUUUCUCACGAGUCUUGUGUACCGGAAGUCGGUCUUCGAUUUAUUUAUGUACGUAUACGGUCACCCGUUUUAUGGUACAGAAUAAAAUCAUUCGUGAA
Messenger RNA from Pollicipes pollicipes, 2752 nucleotides. It is a transcript of the gene TM9SF4, whose product is annotated as transmembrane 9 superfamily protein member 4. The transcript is spliced from 13 exons. Bases 261 to 2147 code for a protein of 628 amino acids. NCBI's taxonomy places the organism in Eukaryota, Metazoa, Arthropoda, Thecostraca, Pollicipedomorpha, Pollicipedidae. Gene Ontology annotation, biological process: protein localization to membrane. Gene Ontology annotation, cellular component: membrane. The record is from RefSeq and is a predicted model, not a curated record.